AUGGCCUCACAAACACCUGCGGCUUCGGAGGACCUGUGUCCGGUCGAUAUCAAGCCGCUUCUGGCCAAGAUGUGGCCUAACGACAACCGGGUGACGGCAGAUGAGAUCGCGGAAGCCGUGUCGCACUUUUUCACAAACCAAGUCACCCCUGCGCAGACAGCCUCGCUACUCAUGGCCUUGCACUUUACGCAGAUGGACUUCCAGCCCGAGGUUCUCGCCAAGUGCGCAGCCGCCAUGCUCAAAGCCGCGGCGCCCAUCCCGGUCGACGACAUCAACGCAGUUAUUUUGAAACGCGGGCGCAAGGAGGGCAAGUACAAUGGCGGACUUUGUGACAUUGUCGGCACUGGUGGUGACUCUCACAACACAUUCAACAUUAGCACAACGGCCUCCAUAAUAGCAUCGGCCUUGCUCCUCGUCUCCAAGCACGGCAACAAGGCCAGCACCUCUAAAUCGGGCAGCGCCGACCUGAUUGCCAAUAUGCAGCCCCGGCCCCCUGUCGUCGCCGCCGUCACGCCCGCGAACCUCGCCAAGAUCUACGCGGCCACAAACUACAGCUUCCUCUUCGCGCCCCUCUUCCACACCGGCAUGCGCUUCGUCGCGCCCAUCCGCAAACAGCUGCCCUGGCGCACCAUCUUCAACAAUGUCGGCCCGCUCGCCAACCCUGUCGAGGCCGUCCUCGAGUGCCGCGUGAUUGGCGUUGGUCGCAAGGAUCUCGGGCCUGCCUUUGCCGAGGCCCUGCGAUCCGUCGGCUGCCGCAAGGCCAUGAUUGUCUGCGGCGACGAGGACCUCGACGAGCUCAGCUGCGCCGGCCCGUCGCACUGCUGGAUGCUCAAGGAGAAGACGCCUGGCGGCGAGACGUACACCGACUACUUCACAGUCGAGCCCAGCGAUUUCGGUGUCUCGACGCACGGCCUGAAUGAGGUGUCUUCUGGCAAGGAGCCGAAAGAGAAUGCGGCGAUUCUGCAGCGCAUCCUGCAUGGGGAGCUCCAGGAUGAUGACCCGCUCGUCGAGUUUGUCCUCAUCAAUGUUGCGGCCCUCUUUGUCGUCUCGGGCAUCUGCGAGGCGGAAUCGAGCAACAUGGGCACAGGCGAUGAUGGCAAGGUGAUUAUAGAGCGCGGUCCUGGUGGACAGCGCUGGAAGGAGGGUGUGCGGCGCGCCAAGUGGGCGAUUCGCAGCGGCGAGGCUUGGAAGCAGUGGUCGGCCUUUGUCGACAUCACCAAUGAGUUGGGUGCGUAG
Messenger RNA from Cordyceps militaris CM01, 1236 nucleotides. RefSeq names its product anthranilate phosphoribosyltransferase. The coding region runs from base 1 to 1236 and encodes 411 amino acids. Gene Ontology annotation, molecular function: anthranilate phosphoribosyltransferase activity. The record is from RefSeq and is a predicted model, not a curated record. The transcript is spliced from 2 exons. NCBI's taxonomy places the organism in Eukaryota, Fungi, Ascomycota, Sordariomycetes, Hypocreales, Cordycipitaceae. Gene Ontology annotation, biological process: L-tryptophan biosynthetic process. Gene Ontology annotation, cellular component: cytosol.